AUGGGAAACAUAUUGUUUCGUCGUAAAAAAAUUAUAACUGAAGAACUGCAGAAAUUGCAUGAACGACAUCAACUUUUAGAGGAACAAAUUCGAAAUAAUAUAUCAAGCAAGCAUUCGAUUCAGUGCUUUUCCACACUUGUUUUAUUAGCUUGUAUGACAGUAUCCAUUGGGAUAUCUCUUUUUCGUGCCAGAGAUAGUGCUCAGUGUAUAUUGUAUUCAUUAAUCAGUUUUUUCGCAGGUAUGGUGGUUUUAUACAGCACGCGAUUCAUCACUGAAAAAUUUUUUAAUUGGUGUAUCCAAAAGAAAAGAGACGCUUGUUAUGAAAUCGUAAAAAAAAAGCAUGAAAUUCUCGAAAGAGUGAAAGAAACAGAGACAUUUAAGGUAGCAAAAGAAAUUUUAGACGAGUUUGGUGAAUCAGCAUAUCAUCCACCGGCUUCAAGUAAUAUGAGUAAAAUAAAUCCUGCGAAUGAAGUUACUUCAGUCCAACAUAUAUCUUCCAGUGAUAGUGCUCCAUAUCGAUUUAAUUCUUCACUGAAUCAGCUUCGAAAAAGAACCAAUGCACAAUCUAUCGACUCAAAAACUGAAGUAGUUAAUCCAAUGAAAAUGCCUCCACGACCUUUCGUUAGGCAAAGCCGAUCUGUUAUCGAAAAAUUUGUUGAUUUUGUAUUUGGAGAUGGGCCGAAUAAUAGAUACGCUUUAAUAUGUUCGCAUUGCUAUGAACACAAUGGGAUGUCCAGGGAGGAAGAAUUUGAUUAUAUGUCAUAUCGUUGUUGGGUCUGUGGUGAAUUUAAUCCUGCUCGUCGACAACGUCGCUCUAUUUUUGUACCACAUAUAGAAAGAAAAAAUUCGAAUCAGUCGCGAGAUUCUCUUGGAAAAUCUCGAUUUAAUGUUGCUGAUGUAAUCGAUACAAAUUGUGCUAAAGAUUCUUUGGUAGAAAAAUUGGAGAAUGAUAUUCCUACCAGUGGUGAAGAAAAGAUGCUAAAUUCGCAUGGUGGCGAUUCACAUGAGGAGGAAAUAAGUUAA
Molecule: messenger RNA, 1023 nt
Organism: Dracunculus medinensis (Guinea worm)
Lineage: Eukaryota; Metazoa; Nematoda; Chromadorea; Rhabditida; Dracunculidae
Source: the annotation of a GenBank genome assembly